AUGGCGGAAGUUGCAGAAGAUACAAAACCUUUAAGAGAGUUGUUCUCACCCGUAACCACAAAUCCUCCUUCUUGUAUUGUGUUACCCACGACAAAUGCGACACAUUUUGAGCUGAAACAUCACAUAAUACAACUUCUUCCUCAAUUUCAUGGGAUUGAACGAGAGGAUCCAUACAUGCAUGUUAAAGACUUUCUUGAAAUUUGUGCUACCUUUAGGUUUCAAAAUUUUUCUGAGGAGUCUGUUAAAUUGCGCCUUUUUCCCUUUUCACUGAAAGACAAAGCAAAGGCAUGGUUAAAUUCUCUACCCUCUGGCUCAAUCACUUCAUGGGACAUCCUCGUUAAAAAGUUUCUUUCAAAAUUCUUUUCAAUGUCAAGAACAACUACUCUAAGGAGGGAGAUUACUGAUUUUUGUCAAGAAGAACAUGAAAAAUUUUAUGAGAGUUGGGAGAGAUUUAAAGAUCUUAUUUUAAAGUGCCCCCCUCAUGGUUUUGAAACAUGGAGACUAGUUCAAUUUUUUUAUAAUGGUUUAACUCAGUCUAACCGCAAUAUGCUUGAGUCAAUGAACGAGGGUGGUUUUCUAAAUCUUAGGGGCGAUGCAGCUUAUGAAUUUCUUGAAAAUUUGUCUGAGAGCUCUCAACAAUGGGAUUUUACUUCUCACAGAGACAAACAAUCUUCUACAUCUAAGAGAGGGGGAGUAUAUGAAGUGAAAGAGGAUUCUGAUAUGAGAAUAAAAUUGGAUAAUCUUACUCGAAAGGUUGAGGUUCUAGCUUUAAGUAGAACUAUGGAGUCAGCCAAUCAAGUUCAAAGUGAGGUGUGUUCUCUUUGCAGUAGUCAUGUGCAUACAACACAAACAUGUCCUUCCAUUAUUGGAUACUCUGACAGCUAUGUUGAACAAGCGAACGCGCUCAAUAAUUAUGGAAAAUCAUUUGCUAGUCCUUUUUCGGAAACAUACAACCAAAAUUGGCGAAAUCAUCCAAACUUUUCAUGGCGUUUUCGUCCUCCUACACAGUCAUAUCCUACUCAAUCUCAGCCUUUUUAUGCUCCAACUCCCGUGUCUCAACCGAACUUCCAAUCUGUUGCACCACAGCAACAAUCAUCCUUAGAGGACACCCUUAAAGCAAUCAUGGCUAAAAUUGAAAAAAAUGAUGCUAAAAUUGAAAAUUCAACUCACUUGCACGCUCAAGCCAUUGCUAAACUUGAAAAUCAAAUGGGUCAAUUAGCUAGUCAACUUGCAGAGAAAGAGAAAGGGAAGUUUCCGAGUCAAACUCUAGUGAAUCCAAAAGGGCAGUUUUCUAUAGGCACCACCUCUACUCCUUCAAACGAGCAACACCAUGUUCAAUCAAUCAUUACCCUUAGAUCUGGGAAAGAAGUUGAUAAUAAAGUUAGUAUGCCAACAGAGGAAUUAGCUGAAGCUGAAAAAGAAGAGAAUCAUGUUGAUCCUACUAAAGUUCAAGAGAACUUUGUCCCUAAAGCUCCUUAUCCUCAUCGACUAGUAGCUCCUAAGAAAGGCGCACAAUUUGGAGACAUUCUAGAAGUGUUUAAGCAAGUACAAAUCAAUAUUCCAUUUUUAGAUGCCAUUCAACAAGUGCCCUCGUACGCUAAAUUUUUGAAAGAUCUAGUCACUAUAAAAAGGAAGACAAAUGUUCCAAAGAAGGCAUUUUUAACUGAACAGGUUAGCUCCAUUAUCCAAUGCAAAAUUCCAAUAAAAUAUAAAGACCCUGGUUGUCCAACAAUUUCUUGCGUUAUAGGUAACCAUCAUAUCGAUCAGGCUUUGUUAGAUUUGGGGGCGAGUGUCAAUUUAUUACCUUACUCAGUGUACUCACAAUUAGGUUUAGGAGAGUUAAAACCCACACAAGUAACACUCCAAUUAGCUGAUAGAUCUGUCAAAAUUCCUAGAGGAGUCAUUGAGGAUGUUCUAAUUAAGGUUGACAAAUUCUAUUUUCCUGUGGACUUCAUAGUCCUUGACACUCAGCCUGUCCAACACUCUAAUGGGCAAAUUCCUGUUAUUUUAGGGCGUCCUUUCUUGGCCACAUCUAAUGCUUUAAUCAAUUGUAGAAAUGGCGUAAUGAAAUUAUCAUUUGGUAAUAUGACUGUGGAGCUAAAUAUUUUUAAUACAAGUAAGCAACCAUUAGAUGAAGAUGAGGUUAGUGCAGUUUGUAUGAUAGACACUUUGGUUGAAAAUACUUUUGUUCAGUCAAGUUAUGAGGAUCCCUUAGAAGCUUGCCUAGCACAUUUUGGGUGUGAAUUUGACAUAGAUGAAUCAAUUGAGCAGGUUAAUGCAUUAUUAGACAAUGCCCCGUUAAUGAGCAUCGAUGAAUGGCAACCAAAAGUGAACCCUCUUUCGCUGUCUACAUCACCAGCACUUCCAUCUAUAGUGGAGCCACCUAAGUUAGAACUCAAACCUUUGCCAAACACUCUUAAAUACAAAUUCCUUGGCCUUUAUGAGUCUUUACCAGUAAUCAUAGCUUCUGAUUUAGAUGAUACACAAGAACAAAAAUUGUUGAAUGUCCUAAAAGAGCACAAGGAAGCAAUAGGGUGGUCCAUAAAUGAUAUCAAGGGAGUUAGUCCUUCAUUGGUCAUGCAUAGAAUCCAUUUAGAGGAAAAUGCUAAAACUUCACGUGAGCCACAAAGGCGUCUAAAUCCUGCAAUGCAAGAAGUAGUUAGAGCAGAAAUUCUUAAGCUUUUAGAUGCUGGCAUUAUUUAUCCAAUAUCUGAUAGCAGUUGGGUGAGUCCUGUUCAAGUUGUUCCUAAGAAAUCGGGUGUGACGGUAGUAAAAAACGAAGACAAUGAAUUAGUUCCAACUCGUGUUCAAACAGGAUGGCGUAUUGAAGUGGAUAAAGCUAAAAUUGAUUUGAUAUCUAACCUUCCACCCCCACGUACUGUAAAGGAGAUUAGAUCAUUUUUGGGUCAUGCGGGCUUUUAUAGGAGGUUCAUUAAAGACUUUAGUAAAAUUGCUAAACCUCUAUGUAAUUUGUUGGCCAAAGAUGCUCCCUUUGUGUUCAACAAGGAGUGCUUUCAUGCUUUUGAGAGAUUAAAAAGUGAGCUGACCUCCGCCCCUAUAAUUCGACCUCCCGAUUGGAAUGUCCCUUUUGAAAUUAUGUGUGAUGCCUCCGAUUACGCAGUAGGUGCUGUUUUAGGACAACGUGUCGAUAAGCUUCCUCAUGUAAUUUAUUAUGCUAGUAAAACUUUAAACGAUGCACAACUCAACUAUUCCACAACAGAAAAGGAGUUACUAGCAGUUGUUUUUGCACUUGAUAAGUUUAGAGCUUAUUUAUUGGGUUCUAAGGUCGUAGUCUAUUCGGAUCAUGCUGCAUUGAAGUAUCUGUUGUCUAAAAAAGAUGCUAAAUCUAGAUUAAUUCGAUGGAUUUUGUUACUGCAAGAAUUUGACAUUGAGAUUCGAGAUAAAAAAGGCUCUGAGAAUGUGGUAGCUGACCAUCUGUCUAGAUUAAUUGUAGAGUUCACCGAGGAUUCAUUGCCCAUCUCUGAAACUUUUCCUGAUGAACAAUUGAUGCAUGUGUCUCAAUUAUCUUCACCGUGGUUUGCAGAUAUUGUAAAUUAUCUUGUAACUGGAGAGAUACCUUUGCAUUGGCCCAAACAUGAUAAAUCUAAAUUUUUAUCCAAGGUUAAGUAUUUCUUCUGGGAUGAUCCAUACUUGUUUAAAUAUUGCCCUGAUCAGAUUAUUAGAAGGUGCAUUCCUGAAAGUGACCAACGAAGUGUCAUUUCUUUUUGUCAUGAUUAUGCAUGUGGAGGCCAUUUUAGUGCUAAAAAGACGGCUGCAAAAAUUUUGCAGUGUGGAUUUUAUUGGCCUUCUAUUUUUCAAGAUUCGCAUGCAUACUGUAUAGCUUGUGAGCGUUGUCAAAAGUUAGGUCGUAUUACAAGGAGAAAUAUGAUGCCUCUUAACCCAAUUCUGAUUGUAGAGAUAUUUGAUGUAUGGGGCAUUGAUUUUAUGGGUCCAUUCCCUAAUUCCUUUGGUAAUUUAUAUAUCCUUGUCGCUGUUGAUUAUGUUUCUAAGUGGAUUGAAGCCAUUGCAUGUAAAACUAAUGAUCACAAAGUGGUGGUCCAGUUUUUGAAAGAUAAUGUGUUUGCUCGUUUUGGGACACCACGUGCUAUUAUUAGCGAUGGCGGUAAGCAUUUUUGCAAUCGAGUAUUUGAGCAUUUAAUGAAAAAAUAUAUCAUAACGCAUAAAGUUGCAACUGCUUAUCACCCCCAGACCAGUGGUCAAGUUGAGAUAUCUAAUAGGGAGAUUAAAAAUAUACUUGAAAAAACAGUGAACCCUAAUAGGAAAGAUUGGUCUUUACGCCUUAAUGAUGCAUUAUGGGCUUACCGUACGGCAUUUAAAACUCCCAUUGGAAUGUCUCCUUACCGACUUGUCUAUGGCAAGGCAUGUCACUUACCUGUAGAACUAGAACACAAGGCAUAUUGGGCUACCAAAAAACUCAAUUUUGAUCUUGACAAGGCAGGUGUUCGUAGAAAGCUUCAACUUCUUGAGCUAGAGGAAAUUCGGGAUGAUGCUUAUGACUGUGCCAAAUCAUACAAGGAGCGUAUGAAAAGGAUUCAUGAUCAAAACAUUUUAAGAAAAUCUUUCACUUCUGGUCAAAAAGUCUUUCUUUAUAAUUCUCGUUUGCAUUUAUUCCCAGGCAAACUUCGUUCUCGAUUGUCCGGCCCUUUUAUCGUUCGCACUAGCUAUCCGCAUGGGGCAGUUGAAAUUGAGAAUCCUAAAGAUGGUUCCGUGUCUAAAGUGAACGGGCAGCGAUUGAAACCGUUUAUAGAAUUGAUAAGUCCGGAAGUAGAGGAAAUCCUUUUGGAGGAUCCUGUUUAUCAAGAUUGA
Molecule: messenger RNA, 4827 nt
Organism: Rhododendron vialii
Lineage: Eukaryota; Viridiplantae; Streptophyta; Magnoliopsida; Ericales; Ericaceae
Exons: 4
Coding region: 1-4827 (1608 amino acids)
Biological process (GO): DNA integration
Molecular function (GO): nucleic acid binding
Source: RefSeq, a predicted model, not a curated record